Molecule: messenger RNA, 2797 nt
Organism: Epinephelus fuscoguttatus (brown-marbled grouper)
Lineage: Eukaryota; Metazoa; Chordata; Actinopteri; Perciformes; Serranidae
Gene: rspo4
Product: R-spondin 4
Exons: 5
Coding region: 367-1128 (253 amino acids)
Source: RefSeq, a predicted model, not a curated record
CGAGGCUCUCCGCUCUCCUCACCUCCGGUCUGUCCCACUCUCCUGUGCUCUUCUUUUUGUUGUUUAUGGCCGCCUGUCUCCUCAUCUUAGCCCUAAAUCUUCUGCGUGAAACAGGACAAAGGAGAAGAGGAUUUUCUCCUCUGCCCCUCACCUCCACUCUCAUCUUUCUCAUCGCUGCUCUGGGCCUGCAAGAAUAUCUUCUUCACUUCAUCUCCAUCCGCCCCAUCAUUUUUUAAAGCCCCUGUCUUUGCCCUUUUGUUUCUUUGCUGUCCCUCGCUGUGGAACUAAAUCUUCAACCUGCCACCCCGGGAGUCCCUUCAGAUGUCCGCAGCCUGGCGCUGAAGCGGGCGCUUGCCAGCAGCCCAGAUGCAUUUGCGACUCGUUGCCAUUGUGAUGUCCUUGCUAUGUGAGGUGAUCAAAAUGGGGUCUGGCGUCAUGCAGAAGCAAAGUGCUCACAGAGAUACAUCAGAAGACUGUCGGAGCUGUCUGGAGUGUUCCCGUGACAACGGCUGUGUGCGUUGCCCCGAGCGACUCUUCCUGUUCCUGCAGAGGGAGGGGAUGUCUCACCACGGAACCUGUCUCCACGCCUGCCCCUCUGGACACUACGGACAGAGAGGGAAGGACAUCAACCGCUGCAUGAAGUGCCGCUCUUUGGACUGUGAGCACUGCUUCAGCCGGGACUUCUGCACCAAGUGUAAGCCCGGCUUCCAGCUCUACAAAGGCAAGUGUCUGACCCGCUGCCCAGCAGGAACCUUCGCCCACCAGACAGACUGCCUCGAGAACUGUCUCCUGGCUCCUUUGGGAGAGUGGAGCGAGUGGAGCGUCUGUCUCCGUAACGGCGUCACCUGCGGCUACAGGUGGGGCAGGCAGACCAGGACCCGAGGCGGGGGGCAGUCCGGGAGAACGCCUGAAGAGAAAGCAGCAUCACUUUGCCCGUCCCACAGCGAGACACAGAGGUGCAGGAUGAAGAAAAAGUGUCCUGAAGAAAGAAGAAAGAAUAAAAAAGGAGGACUUGGAGGGAAGAGGGAGAGAAAACGACUACGGCUGCUGGCCAACGACAACGCUGGCAACUCGCUCAAUGGAACCACAGACGGCGGCGCCAGAGAGCACCAGGAUCCCCGAGGAUGAUACGGACACCCAGCUCGCCACCACACCUGACACAUGUUGGAAUAUCAGUCAGCUGACAUCAGCGGGAGCGUUGUAAUCUCAGAGCCAAGUCAUUGUUUCCAAUCAGCCCGUAAAAUCUUUAUUAACACGCACUGCCUUUCACCAGCGAUUUGUUUACUGGAAAAAUAAACAAAUAAGUCGACAUUAUGACUAAGAAAUUCUUACAUUGUGAUGCAUGUGACCAGUGAGUCAAAUUUCCCCACCCAAGAAAUGUUGCAACCGAGUGGCAGCCGCUAAAAUGACUGUCCCUUCUUGAACACACCCAGCGUUUAUUUACAAGAACAUCGAAGAGUUAAACAGAAUUUUAAUCAAUCAGCAAAUGUCUUCUGGACAUGCAGUAAUUGAACGUUUCUUGUGAAUUCCAAAAGUCCGAAAUCUGGAUGAGGUUCUCAAAAGUUAAGAUGCAAAAUUUAACAAAGAAAUCUAAAACAAGGUACCAAAAAAAUCUUCCAAAUAGUCCAACAAACUAUGAGAUUAAAGAUGAUGUGUGGAAUUUUUCCCUUUAAACUAAAUUUUUGUUUCCAUAUAGUGUUUCUCACCAAAAUGCGUUGUGCGUCGUUGAAGGGGAACACCUGUAUUUUUCAACCUGGACCUUAUUCUCCCAUUUAUUUGUGUCUGAGGGUGCUUUCACACCUGCCCUGUUUGGUUCGGUUCAAUCAAACUCAAGUUCAUUUGCCCCCUCAGUGUGGUUCAUUUGGGCAGGUUGGUUUGUGGUGAGAAGGUGUUCCGACCUGGAUGUGAAGCAACUGCAGUCACAUGACACAUUGUUUGGGUUAAACAUGAGCAUGUUACAGUCCUGGAGGAUUAUUAAUGUGCACCUCCUCCUGUACUGCCUUAAUAUGCACAUUCAGCACAUCCAAUGCAUCAAAACAUUGUUUUCUAGUUGGAGCCGCGCCUCGUUUUCAAACUGUAUGCUUUGACUAAAAUGAACAAUGACAGCAAUAUAGUCCACGAUGAGCAGCGCUAAAAUCAACCUGCGUAGUUGUCCCUCCAUUGUGACAUUAGAAAGUGUCACAUUUAUCUUGCAAGUGUACUCUUCUUCAACGUUUGCUUUACUUCCUGGAUUUUUCUGACCAAUCAAGAGCAGCUUUCUCACACAAGGCAUUUGAUCUGGUCCUCUUGUAAAUGCUGCCGUGAGAACACGAACCAACUCUAGGCAAUUAUGCAACUUUGGAACAACAUGAUUCCCUGAUUCAGACCAAAGGAGACGACUCUAGGUCUGAAAGCACCCUGAGUGGCUCGUGGGAACAAGAGUUGUUAUAAUUUGAUCCAGUGUUGAAAGAGAUUGCUAUAGCCGGCUAAACAGGCUACAGUGGAAACACUAGUGGCGGGUGCGACUUGUUAUUUACGUCCACAAUAAGUGCUUGUUUUUGCCACUGACAGGCUCAAAUUUCAUUGUAAGUCAAUGACAAAAUUAUGGAAAAGACCCUUUAGAGAAAGGAAAUGUUUUUCUGGACCUUUUCCUUGUUCUGGUCUGUUUGGUGUCCAAGUUUCGCUAAAGAAGAAGUCACAUACUGAAAUCUCUCAGACCUCUUCAUGUUGUUGAAAUCAGCUAAAUAUUUGGUUGUGACAUUAGGAAUCUUUUGGCUAAGAGUAAAGGCCUUUGCAUGCGGAGUCCCUUUUUAUUGUC